CCAACUGGUUCCCCGAAUGGGUGAACUUGGACUACAUAAUGUCAGCUGUGAAGGGAGAUUGUACUUCAAGAUGGCACUAAUAAAGUUAGAUUUGCAGCACUACUAUCAUGAUGCCAGGUGCCUGGUGGUGUUCCCUAUUGUGGAGGCUGAUCAUCGGACCGUUGCAGAUGUUCUGCAUGCUGUUGUCUCACUGUUCCAGUUGGGGACAGAUGGGGACGACAGCAACUCCCAUGUUAAUUUAUUCCAUGGCGAUUUUUUCAUCCAUCCUGACUUGCCAAGCAGUGUUCUGCUGAACCUGCAGGAUGAGCUACUCAAGCUGCGUCCCGUCACAGAAGUCACCGUCAGGAACAGUAAACGUUCAAACUCGGACCUGGAACCCACUCAAGCGGACGUCACGUCACCAGCACCUCUUCCCAAGAGACAAAAAGCAUGCCACGUUCCAGUCACAGAGGGAUGCUUCACGGCCCCCACAGAUGUGGCGACGAGGGGCAGGAUGUGGGAUGACGUUAUCACCUCCACCCUUCAAACGCAGGAACCUAUCCUUCUUGACAAAUAUAGUGUCGGCGACGAUGUGCUAAGUUCUCCUCACCCUGCGGUGCCCGAGGCUAGUCACGUUAAUACGCAGAACAUACCUAGUCUUAGUGGGCACAAAGAUGGUCACGUCACAAGAAUUGGGGUGUCACCUCGUGACAGCGAACCUGCGAAAAAUGGACUAAAUGACACACCAUUGGAGGCUUGUUCUGAGAAAACCCGAAAAAUACAACAAGUUUCGGUGUCCCCACAUCCAGGCAGCUUAGACACUAGUACCGCUCUCGCCCCAGAUGACAGCUCUGAUGAUGCAGAGAUCGGGAAUAUGAUGUCUCGGAGUGACGAGUUUCGAACGCGUAAUAACUUUGAAGUGGAGAAUGACUCUGAAAUCAAAGUAAAGAGCAAGCGGCGUCGCAAGCACAACAAGGCCUGCAAGCGAGAGCGUCAACGACUUCACAAAAUUAUUGGUGGGAAUCAAACUGGUUUGUGUGAAGAAGAAGCGAAGGCGGCAGCCGCAGCUAAAGCGGCAUUGGAGAGUAAGUAUUUGCGGCCAGGAUCCCUCGUGUUCUCCAAUAAGGCAGAACACGAGCGCCACCGGCACCAGUACGAGCGAGAGGUGGAAGCCUUGGCCAAACUGGUGGAGGGGAAGUCAGCGGUGGAAGUCAAGGCAAGAGUAUUGCCUGGCAAUCCUUUCACGAGACAAGCCUGUGGUCUUGUUGGCUUUAUGGGCAAGAAGACGGUCUUCGAUGUGGAGUCUGCAGAACACGCGACCGAGUCGGAUUUCAUGACGGACGACGUUGGUCUUGAGGCUUCGCCCUGCAACAAACCUUCAUCGAAUCAGGGCUUGCUUAGUUUGCCAGAGAGGACCGAGCAGUUUGAUUUGAUAAAGUUCAAAGCAGCAGUUAAAGAAAAUUCUGAACGAUAUUCAGGCUGUAAAAACCACGAAGAGUUCCAAUUUUUGGACGCCGUAAUAAAUGCUGACCAUGUUUCUGUUUACACGCACCAGAGAAGGCAAAGGAAAGAAGGAAGUGAACACCGACACCUCUGUAGUGCCCCCGCUGCUGCGUUGUCGUCUGAGCAGAUGAGCAAAUACCCCUUCAGGAACCCCCCUUCCAGCGUACCAUUCCCACCCCCUACUCGCGUUGUUCUCAACGAGUUUUCCUUCUUGACGUGCGUCGAAAAAUUCUCGGAGCCUCUCAUCUACUACAGGAGCGACAGGGGGCCUAGCACCUUUCCUGGAGCCAGUCUUCUGCCCUCCAGCGCCCUGAGCCUUGCUGAGGGAGAGCUUAAGCUUAAAAGUAGACGGCAUCCCUCGCUUGCAAAUGACGGCACCACCAGGAAGAACAAUGUGCCGCAAGAGGGACAGCUUGUGCACAACGGACUGGCUGAGCAUGAUGGACUGGCUGAGCACAACGGACUGGCUGAGCAUGAUCGCCUGGCUGAGCACAACCGACUGGCUGAGCAUGAUGGCCUGGCUGAGCACAACGGACUGGUUGAACACAACAGAUUGUCUGAGCACAACGGACUGGCUGAGCACAACGGACCGGCUGAGCACAACGGACCGGCUGAGCACAAAGGACUGGCUGAGCAUGAUGGACUUGCUGAGCACAACGGACUGGCUGAGCACAACGGACUGGCUGAGCAUGAUGGACUGGCUGAGCACAACGGACAGGCUGAGCACAAUGGACUGGCUGAGCACAACGGACUGGCUGAGCAUGAUGGACUGGCUGAGCAGAAUGGACUGGCUGAGCACCACGGACUGGCUGAGCACAACGGACUGGCUGAGCAUGAUGGCCUGGCUGAGCACAACGGACUGGCUGAGCAUGAUGGACUGGCUGAGCAGAAUGAUGGACUGGCUGAGCAGAAUGGAGCACAACGGACUGGCUGA
Molecule: messenger RNA, 2416 nt
Organism: Hyalella azteca
Lineage: Eukaryota; Metazoa; Arthropoda; Malacostraca; Amphipoda; Hyalellidae
Exons: 4
Coding region: 17-2416 (799 amino acids)
Source: RefSeq, a predicted model, not a curated record